Linum trigynum is the source of this 3515-nucleotide messenger RNA. The record is from the annotation of a GenBank genome assembly. NCBI's taxonomy places the organism in Eukaryota, Viridiplantae, Streptophyta, Magnoliopsida, Malpighiales, Linaceae.
CUCACAUGCUACGUCAUCAAACCACCCUACCCCAACUCGUGACCCGACCCAUCCUCUUGUUCCUCUAUUUGAUCCGGCCGACCCUUCCUCUUCUUCUUCACCGAACCGGAAUCGAUUUUUCAACCUAUCAAAAUCUUCUCCCCUGUCACUAAAUCCCCGGAACUCCGACGCCCUCUCCCAUUUCCUUCACUUCAUCGACCAACUCAUCCCCGCCGUCACCUCUCUUCCUCACCGUCCACCCAAUCUUCAGUCAUCUCGUCUCGUCAUCCUCAAUUGGUCUCACCACAAUCCUCGCGACGGCGGUGGACAUGGUUCCAUUUCCUCGAGAGAGAAGCAGGAUAUAACGCCGCUAUUUUCAACUCCGGUGGUGAUGGUGAAUCUUUCCCCUCGGACUGAGUAGUCGAGUUCUAGGUCGAAAUUGCUAGAUCCCUUUCCUGCGACGGAGAAGUCGAAAUCGCUACAUCCAAACUAGGGUGGCAGAACGGUUUUCUGUUAGCAGUUAACCGGACGGUUUCGACCAAACCGACUAGUUUUUGGCUAACCUAAAACCGUCCUCUAGCCGAUUAAUCGUGGUUGGUAACCGGCGGUUAACCGGCUAACCGACCUCUUCUUUACUCCAAAAUGACCCGCACUUCGCUCAAAACGACCCUGCACCAUCCCGCCCAAAACGACCCCAACAGCCAAAACCCUAACGGCCGCCUAACCUGCUUCUCCGUCCUCCCUCCCCAAACUCCUACCUUCUCGCUCGGCGCCGCCCGCAGUCACCCUUUCCCUCCUUCUCGCCGCUGCCAGAUACCAAAGCUAGCUGCCGCCGGUCCUGCGUGCUGCGACUGCUCCUCCAUCUCCCUCGUCGGGUCGCGAAUCGCGACCUUGGCGCCCUCACCAGCCAUCCUCGCCGCCGCCUUCCUUUUCAAUCGUCACCCCUCCACCACCCACCCCGCCGCCUCCAAUCGCGCGACUCCUCCCUCCCCCGCCGGCGAUAGGCUAGCAGCAUCUCCCGUUGAGUUGUCGUCCGCCAUUUUCCUUUCCAUUGGAAAAUCAAUUAUGCGGUUACAUCCAAACCAGCCUCCAUUUUCCAGUUGUCCCGGUUAAACCGAGCCGUAACCGAAAACCAACCGGUCGGUCUGCGGCUAACCUAAGUUCUAGGGCAGUCGAUAGUCGGAAGCUGCAGUCAAUGUCUCGGUUUAACCGAUAACCGAGAAAUUGGUUUUCGGUUAAACUGAAACCGACCGACUGACAGCCCUAAUCCCAACCUUUGAUACCUUCCACACGUUGUUCCUCGCCUGAACUCGGAGCAUCGCCUGUCAGCAGCUCAAGUCAAAGACUCGGCAGAGCACAUGUAGUUAUUCUAUUUCCUUUUCCCUGUUUCCAUUUGGCUAACCAGAAAGCUGCUUCACCGAAUUUCUUUUGCCCUUGUAUCGCUCCAAACGAGUUGAGAUCAAUUGAUUAUCUUUUUUAUAAUGGGAGUUGAGAUCAAUUGAUUGCAUUGAUUAUGGAAAUGAAUUUGAGUUCUCUUUGCUCCUUAAAGCGUUGUUAGUUCCUGUGUUAUUGAUUUAGUUCGGAUUUGUGGAGGAAAUGAUUUGUGCUGGGGCGAGGAAGGUGAAGGCGUAGCGAGGGAGGUGGCGCAGGGGCGGGGAGUCCAACUUCCCCUUUCAUUUUGGGUUAGGAACAGAGAAGGAGGAGGAAGAAACGAAAAGGUGGUUUCGCUUACGACAGCUCCCAAACAGAAGCGGGUUUUCGCUUUCUUGUUUUCUGUCUUCCCACACAUAGUCUCGCGACAAUCUCGUCAAACUCCAUCGGGAAUUGCCUGCUGGGUUUGCACGGCAAUAUGAAACGGAAGGAGGAGAAGGUGGGGGAUGCGACGGUAGAGAUGGAGUAUAAGGCCCUGUUCACUUCCAUUUUCGUUUCCUGUUUUCUGUUUUUAUGUCAUAAAUUUGGCAACCGAAACGAGAAAACUUGUUUACUUUUCAUUCCGUUUUCUAUUCGUUUCCAACUAUGAAAUCAGAAAGUGGCAACUUCCUGCUGUUUUCGGAAACGAAAAAAUGUUGUUUUCACCUGCUUUCAACAUCUGUUUUCUCAAAAACAGAAAACAGAAAUGAAAAUAAACAGGCCCUUAAGGGAACAGAUUCCGGCUCUGUGAGAAAGAAUAGGAAGCGUCGGGUCGGAACGGAUCAAACAGAGGAACAAGAGGAUGGGUCGGGUCACAGGUUAGGUUGGGGUGGGUGAUGUAUGAUUUUUUUUUUUUGUUUUGUUAAAAUAGGCUGAUUUGGCAAUUCUGUUAGCCGAAUCAGUAAACAACCAACCCCAUUAACAGAGACUAACGGAGAGUGACUAAACAAGGACUGUUUUAGUAAUUUGAAUGACCAAAGUUGAUAUUAAUUUUUUUCAAUGACUAAACAUGACACAUUUUAGUAAACUCAGUAACCAAAUUUGGCAUUUACCCUCUUUUUUACGUUCUGAUUUGGCCUUUUUCUUUUCUAUUUCUGAGUGAGAAGUUGAAAAUGAUGCUUUUGACGUUCUCAUAUUUACAGUUAUAGGGGUGUCGUCAAAAUUCCAACUUGUGCCCUACCGGGGGGCGGGGAUAGUUAGCACGCUACAAAGCCACAAAGGGAUGGCAAUUGUCGAACCGAUUUAAUUGGGUGGGUUUAGCAACUGAAAUGAUUUGAUUAGUGGUAUAAUCGAUAUGUGUCGGUUAAACAAUAUAUGUAGAAAUAUGAAAAUCACUUAACAAUAACUGAAUUUAAUCAUAUAUAAAAUAUAUUUGAAAACAAUUUCUUACAAUUCAUAUUGAUAUAUUUAAAUAAAUGAGACAUUCCUAAUAAAACUACAAUUGCUCAUAUUUAAAUACAACAUUUAACGUCAACACCUAAAUGUAUAUACUUAAUCCGACAAAUAACAUCAAAAUUUAACUUUUUAACUCAUAAAAUAAAUAAUAAAUAAAUGUGCUCUUAACUAAAUUCACUAAAAUGGUGUUUUUUCCUUAUAGAUCGUAAAUCGAUCAUACCGGUGAUGUUCGCGCUGAUUCCACGACAUGCACCGAAUGAACCAAAUUCAACCAGUGACAUGCCGGUCGGCGUGACAACCAUGAUGUCUAAGUAAAUCCAAUCAAUUCACUCAAAGCAUGGAAUAUUUAGUGUUAAUUGUUGUAGGUUGUGUGCGGACUUUACUCAUUCAUGAAAUGAGUUGGGUUGGAUAUGAAUUUUGAGAAAUAUUCAAUCUGCUUUCCAUCCAAUCUGAAUUAAAAAAAAAGAUAUCGUUUUAAAAAUGUGUGAUAUAAUAUUAUUAAUUAGUUAAAAUAUUUACAAAGGAUGGAAAAGGAAAAUCAGUGACUGCCAAAAAGUUGCACUCGAUGAACUCUGUACAAUAUAGGGUAAAAUAUCUUGGGUGGAACUUAAGUUUAAGAAUUGGGGUAGACAUACCACUUAAGUUUGAAUAGGGCGUUGGGCAGUGGCGUAACCAGGAUUUCAAUCAAGGUGGGUCCGACGUGAAAAUAGAAAUAUAUAAGAUAAAUUGAU